AUGCCUCAGUGCAGUGCACUGGCUGCCAUCAUGUUUAUCUGCUAUGCGGAAUGGGAUCUACAGGCGGCGUUCAAUGCUGCCAUGCACAAGUAUCAGAGAACUCCGGGAAGUCCCCUGUCUCCAGCCAAGCUGUACAGGAAUGAUGGCGAUGACCUUUCACGCACAUGCUGCUGCGCAUUCAGAAGGAGCUGCGACAUUAUAACGCAGCACAGAAACGUCAGUUGCUGGAACAGAGACAGCGAGAGAGGCAGACAUCGUUGUUCGGUCACUCUGACUGUGGACACAACACAGGCAGCGCACCCUCGUCCUGGGUCUUCAGCAUAUGCCGUCCAGCAGCUGGAGAGAGCCAACACCACCAUGCCACUACGGUCAACCACUGCAGCCUCCUCCUCCCUCGGCCCUCAGCGCCCCGGCCCCCAGACUGCACACUUCGGUGCCUUGAAACACCACCAGCAGAAGCAGACUGACCGGAAUGAACGUGCAGCUGAAACUCCCUUCAGGUUACCUACGAGCCCUGUGCCACGGCCUGCACGGGCCAGAGCCUGGUCAGAGAGGAAGGGAACUCCAGAAAGCCAGAAGAAGAUUGACCCUCAAAUGCUGGACCCACGAAACCCCCACGCCAUCAGACCCAAGUCCAGUCGGUCAAUACCCAGCAAGUGCAGUCGCUACAUCCUGGUGUCUCGGCCGAAAGAUCAGAACCAGCUUCCAGUACCGUCCCCCAUGGAGGAGCAGCUUCUGUUUGAACGCUUCCCAAACAUUGGCAUGAAGACUCUCAACACAUUUGAUGGAACCAUCAUCCGUCAGCGCAAACCUACCUAUGGCAUAGAGUACAGUCCCUUUGCCCCUCAGAUGCACUGACGACAGAGUACAGUCCCCUUGCCUCACAUGUUAUGUACAGACAACAGAGUUCAGUCCCUUUGCCCCUCAGGGGCAUUAACAAUAGAGUACAUUCCCCUUGCCUCACAUGUGAUAUACAGACAGCAGAGUUCUGUCCCUUUGACCCUCACAUGCAUUAACAACAGAGUACAUUCCCCUUGCCUCACAUGUGAUGUACAGACAGCAGAGUUCUGUCCCUUUGACCCUCAGAUGCAUUGACAAUAAAGUACAUUCCCCUUGCCUCACAUGUGAUGUACAGACAGCAGAGUUCUGUCCCUUUGCCCCAUAGAAGCUCUUACAUGGGCUGAUCAGUUCUAGUUUGUAACAAUAUUGGUAUAAUACAUGACACCAUGAUAGAUGGACACUACCUGUGAUACAUACAUGUAUAUUACAGACACCUUGUCAUUAAACAAGCAAGCUUACAUGUCUGUGAAAAAUAGACUCAUAUGUGGUUUGUCCAGUCCCAUAGUCCUGUAAACCAGUGGGUCACUUUGUCUUUCGUAUCCAGAUCAAGCUAAAGGUGAUAUACCAGAUUAUUUGGCAUUAUGUGGAAGAUAAAUGGCAUACAUCUUUAAACUCAUCAUUAAAAUAUAUACCAUCCAAAGAAAAGUAGCGGAUAUUGGAUUUACAAGAUUGAUAAAAUGAAGCCAAGGAGGAAAGAGAAAUUAAGU
Messenger RNA from Haliotis rubra (blacklip abalone), 1547 nucleotides. RefSeq lists its product as uncharacterized. Bases 1 to 858 code for a protein of 285 amino acids. The transcript has 8 exons. NCBI's taxonomy places the organism in Eukaryota, Metazoa, Mollusca, Gastropoda, Lepetellida, Haliotidae. The record is from RefSeq and is a predicted model, not a curated record.